UUUUUAAACUACAACUCCCAUGAAGCACCUGGAACAAGGAAGAGCGAAAUCUCGGAUUCAGACGUGUUCAGCUGAAACCGGAGUUUGUGUGAAAGCGCAAGAAGUCGGACACACAAACCGCUGCCGUUAUGCAAACAUGCUCCGUUCAUUGUCCCGUUUGAUUAAGUGACACAUCUUCCACCGAGUUUUUCCCGCCGUGAACACCAUGGGGCCCGUGUUUGCCGUUGUUCUUGUUUUUGUCGGCUGUUGUAGCAAUGUGGUGUUUCUGGAGCUGCUUGUGAGAGAUUUUCCAGGAUGCGGCAACAUAGUCACCUUUGCUCAGUUUGUCUUCAUCGCACUGGAAGGUUUCAUCUUUGAAACAAACUUUGGACGCAAGAAACCAGCAAUACCUAUUAGUAACUAUGUGAUCAUGGUGACCAUGUUCUUCACUGUCAGUGUGAUCAACAACUACGCUCUCAACUUCAACAUCGCCAUGCCUCUACACAUGAUCUUUAGAUCAGGAUCACUAAUCGCUAACAUGAUCCUGGGAAUAAUCAUCCUGAAGAAAAGAUAUUCGGCCAGCAAAUAUCUGUCUAUAGCCUUAGUUUCUGCAGGUAUCUUCAUCUGCACCAUCAUGUCUGCCAAACAAGUGAAUGUGUCAAAUGAGGGUUCAGAAGACCAAAGCUUUUACGCCUUUAUGCACUGGCUUAUAGGUAUUGCCAUGUUGACCUUUGCCCUGCUGAUGUCUGCGAGGAUGGGCAUUUUUCAGGAGACGCUGUAUAAGAAGUAUGGAAAACACUCCAAAGAGGCGCUCUUCUACAAUCACUGCCUGCCUCUGCCGGGCUUCCUGCUUCUCUCUACAAAUAUCUACAACCACUGCGUCCUCUUCAGUCAGAGCACUCCCGUGCUGAUUCCUGGGGUCGAACUGAGCGUGCCGAUAAUGUGGAUCUACCUGCUGAUCAAUGUCAUCACACAGUACGUGUGCAUCCGUGGUGUUUUCAUCCUGACCACCGAGUGCGCCUCACUGACGGUCACGCUGGUGGUGACGCUCAGGAAGUUCCUCAGCCUCAUCUUCUCCAUCAUUUAUUUCCAAAACCCCUUCACCGCCUGGCACUGGGUGGGGACGGCCGUGGUCUUCGUCGGUACUCUUCUGUACACGGAGGUGUGGAGCAGCGUGCGGGCGGCUCUACGGGGACCCGACGCCAAAGAGAAGAAGGCAGAGUGACGAAUCAGAGAAUGGCGGUGGACAGAAAAUCAGUUAUCUUGUUGGACGUAGAGUGAUGUUGUUAUCCUGCAGCAGUUUUAUACAAUUUUAGGGUCAUUUAGAUUUAUACUUGAUUACACGGUGCGCAGUCAUACACUACCUGAACAGUUUAAAGGAUGGUGGUGUUCUGCAUUUUUAUUGUUGUCAGCAAAUCCCAUGAACAGAUCAAAUCCAGCAGAGUAAACAUUCCUUCACACAUACUAGACAAACUAGUCGGCCGUAGCUCUCAUAAUCUGGGGUCUAUUUUGUUGAGUGUUUACAUUCUCUGCUACAUCUGGUCUUUUGUACCAAGACAUGUCUCGCUGCACAUUUUGUUUCUUGAGUUCACCACACAAUAAGCUAAAAACUGGUUUUAAAAAGCUUUUGUAGCUGAUGCAUGAAACUGAUUGAAUUGGAACAGUGACAUCAAUGUGAGCUAGCUUGGAUGUUGCUCACAGCCAGGCUGAUUAUUAAAAAUCAGCACAGAUUUAUUGCUAGGAGGUUUUUGAGUCAGUUGAGCCAGAUCUCAUUCAUGACAGAUUUUUUUUUUAAUUUUAAUUCCACGUGUGUAUGAAUCUGUAUUUUGUCUGUCUGUGCUCUCUGACUCCAAGCACCAAGCCCAUUUGCUGUGAAUGAAGAUGUAGAUCUCUAAAAGCAGCUGUAGUCAAUAUUUUUACAGUACUUGAUCACAUGACUGCUUGAUUAUGGUGAUGAACCCACAGAAAGUUUUCAUCCUCUCUCCAGGCCCAAAGAGAUACAUGGCAUCUUAUACCCCAGAACUUGUUUUUCUUGUGCUUGAUUGCAGAAAGAUGUAAAAAAUGACUUGCUGUCAGCUUCCUGUCAAGCAUUUUACCACAAACUUGAAGAGUGAUUAUUAGUCAGAUUAAUUAGUUGGGUUUUUUUUCAUACAAAAUCCAUAAACAUUCCUUGUUUCCACUUGACAAACAGACUCUAGGUAAAGAUGUUUUCAGUGUUUAAUCUGUUAUAAUUAUAAUGAUAGAUUUGAAGGGGAAAGAAAUAUCUGUUUGCAGCAUGUAUAUGCUGUGUCCACAGUUUUACUGCCCCAUAUGGCCAAAACGUCAGAUUUUCAGACUUAGUCCCACUUUUCCAGCCGGUGUCAUUUAACAAAAUCAUUUCUGAAUACAGCUGGAGACUGUUUUUAUCAGGACGAGUGAAUAUUUUUAUUUUGUAGGUACUGUUUGAAGUGUGUGAUUGGGGGUCUGGUGAGAGCUUUUUCAGCCAGUGCAACAGUGUGGGUCAGUGUUGUGUUGUAAUACUUUGGCUACACAGAUUCUGGGUUUGGUCUUUUCAUUGGAUUUGCUAACAAUAGGAAAAAUACGAAUACUCUCAUACUUACGUGUUUUAACAUUAGUACCUCGUUAUGGUGCGUUCACAGACACAAAUUCAGUGCCACUUUUCUUUUUUGUCUAUGACGUUGUUUGGAUAUUUAUUUUUUUAGCCUCUAGCUGCUCCAGGUUCGUGUUCAUUUUACGGACUUCACCGAUUCAUGUGUGAAGAGCUGCUGGAGUCAGAUUGCGUGAUUAGAUAGGGGGACAGGUUAUGCAGUGCAUAUAGUCCCCGUGUCCUUGUCAUAUUGUCUCAGGUGUAUUUGUCAACAAUAAAUCUUUACACUCCCUGGCGACUGAAAUUAAAGUGGCAACAUAACUGAAG
Messenger RNA from Pelmatolapia mariae (spotted tilapia), 2893 nucleotides. RefSeq names its product solute carrier family 35 member B4 (gene slc35b4). Lineage: Eukaryota; Metazoa; Chordata; Actinopteri; Cichliformes; Cichlidae. Bases 206 to 1204 code for a protein of 332 amino acids. Gene Ontology annotation, biological process: transmembrane transport. Gene Ontology annotation, cellular component: endoplasmic reticulum membrane; Golgi membrane. The transcript is spliced from 10 exons. The record is from RefSeq and is a predicted model, not a curated record. Gene Ontology annotation, molecular function: UDP-xylose transmembrane transporter activity; UDP-N-acetylglucosamine transmembrane transporter activity.